Messenger RNA from Nymphaea colorata (pocket water lily), 5692 nucleotides. RefSeq names its product disease resistance protein RPV1-like. Lineage: Eukaryota; Viridiplantae; Streptophyta; Magnoliopsida; Nymphaeales; Nymphaeaceae. The transcript is spliced from 7 exons. Gene Ontology annotation, biological process: defense response; signal transduction. The record is from RefSeq and is a predicted model, not a curated record. Gene Ontology annotation, molecular function: ADP binding. The coding region runs from base 149 to 5692 and encodes 1847 amino acids.
CCGUGGUCUGAUUGAGGAAGGUAGCUUCAUCACUUCUUUAUGAGGAAUCUACAUCCAGUACCUGCCCAAUUUCCUCCAAAGAGAAAACAAUUCAGUGGACAAAGUGCCACAAACCCAAAGGCCAAGGACUACCUGUGGGAGUUGAAAAAUGAUGGUGAUUCCAGCAUUUGUUAUCUUGCUGAUCCUACUAACUGUUAUCUUUCGCAAAGUAAGAGGCUGCUUCAAGGCCGAGACGACAUCAGAUAUAGUUGUUAGCAAUCAGGAUGAGGAAAUUAAUGUGGAAAACAUAGGGCAAGAGGAGCCAAGGACCAUGGUGACUUCUCGAUUCGAUGUUUUCCUCAGCUUCAGAGGUAAAGACACUCGCAAUGGAUUCACAGACCAUCUAUAUGAGGGCCUUCAGUCGCGUUACGUUAACACCUUCAGAGACAGCGAGGGCUUGAAAAAGGGUGAGAAGAUCGAGCAACUACUUGGAUACAUUGAAAACUCUAAGGUCUGUAUCCCUGUCAUCUCCGAGGGCUAUGCUCAUUCAAAAUGGUGCUUAAAAGAGCUUGCCAAAAUGAUGGAGUGUAAGAAAAAGAUAAUUCCUGUGUUCUUUAAGGUGAAUAUCUCUGAUGUUAAGAAUCAGAGCGGUAGCUUUGCUUCCGGAUUUGAGAAGCAUGAAUCCAAGGGGAAGGUAAAGCAGGAGGAGCUGAUAAAGUGGAGGGAAGCAUUAAUAGAAGUGGGAAAUAUCUCAGGUUUCACUCUCAAGGACACUAAUUGGAAGGAGGGGAAGCUUGUACUAAUUAUUGUUAAGAGGAUUCUACAGGAACUGAACCCACAUCAUUUACAUGUGGGUGAAUAUAUCAUUGGACAUGAAUCCCACCUCGAGAAACUUAGGAUGGUCUUGGAUGUGAAGUCUGAUGAUGUUCGGAUGAUCGGGAUCCAUGGAAUGGGCGGCAUCGGAAAGACCACCCUCGUCAAAGCUGUCCACAAUGAAAUUUCUUCUGAAUUUGAAGCUUGUAGCUUUCUUUUUAAUGUCCGGGGAACGUCCCUAGUGUCACUUCAGCAACAGCUGCUUAAGGACAUAUUCCAAUCUGAUGAAACUUUUACACAUGAGAGCAAAGGAACUCAGCUCAUCAAAGACAAAAUUGGUAGAAAGAAAGUCCUUAUCAUUCUUGAUGACGUGGAUAGCAGGGAUCAGCUUAAAGCAUUGGUCGGCAGCCGAGAUUGGUUUAGAAAGGGAAGCAGGAUUAUAAUCACAACAAGAGAUACAGAACCCUUAAAUAAGCAUGUGAAUAGGGAUGAGCUUUAUGAGCUUCCGGUAUUAAACCAUGAUGAUUCUAAGAAGUUGUUCUGCUACCAUGCCUUUGGGAGUGAGAAACCAUCAAUUAGUAGUGAAUAUGCCGAGAUGUGUGAUGAAGCACUGUCAUUCAUUAAAGGGCUGCCAUUAGCAUUGGAAGUCCUUGGGUCGCAGUUCUUUGACUUUGACUUGAAGACUGAAAAACAAUGGAGGGGUACGUUGGCACGGUUGAAGGAAAGCCAGCAGAAAAAGAUUUUUGAGAUGUUGAAAUUAAGUUUUGAUAGCCUCGAUGACAACGAGAAGCAGGUGUUUUUAGAUAUCGCUUGUUUUUUUGUCGGCAAGAGCCGGAGAAGACAUAAAUGCUGGUUUGACUAUUUUGAAGUGGAUGAUAUAAAAGUUUUUUGGGAAGAAUGUGGUUUUCACCCUGAGCCUGCAAUUAAUGUCUUAAAGCAUAAGUCUCUCAUAAAGAUUAAUAAAUGGGAAGAAAACUAUGAUAGUUUGGAGAAGUGGCGGUUUGAAAUGCACGACCAGAUAAGAGACAUGGGAAGGAAAAUUGUUGAAGAUGAAGGGAAGGCAUGUAGCCGGUUGUGGAAUGAUCGCAAAGUUAUAAAGACUUUGCGAAAACAAAAGGCACCAAGUACUACAAGCAUUGAAGGGAUCAUGUUCCAAGGAGAAGAAGAAGCAUCAGAUUUUAGUGUUCCAUGCCUCCAAGAAAUGGAUGGGUUGAGGCUGUUGCAUGUUCAAGAUGCUAAAUUUGAAGGUUUCCCACAUUUACCCGAGGACUUGAAAUGGUUGGGAUUGCCAAACUGCCAACAUUUCUUGAUGCCGACAUCUGUCUCUAUACCUAAGGAGGUUACAGUCCUUGAUCUACAUGAUAAUGACGAUGUGGCUAAUGUUCUACUUAAUAAAUGCAUUUCAAGAAGCAUGGUAUUCGAUAAGUUGAAGGUUCUUUACCUCAGUUACAUGAGAAUAACCAUAACCCCUGAUUUCUCCAUGAUGCCUUGCUUGGUGAAAGCGACAUUUGAAUAUUGCAUACAAUUGGUUGAAGUUGAUGAAUCGGUGGGGCAACUCAAGAGUUUGGUAUGGUUGAGCUUCAGAGGUUGUGAAAAGUUGGAGAAAUUUCCUGACACCAUUUGCCAAUUAACUUCCCUUGAGUUCUUUUCUCUUAAUCAUUGUUGCAACCUUCUUUAUUUGCCAAAGCAGUUAGGGAACAUGGCAUCUCUAAAACAUCUUGACCUUCGCACCAGGUCGAGACAUAUUAGAAGCUUGCCAGAUACCAUUAGGAAGUUGCACGUUUUGGAACACUUGCUUAUUGAUGGAUUUAUUAGAGAAAUAUCAAUUGCCAGCGAUUCAGAAGACCUAGUGGCAGCAAGCAAGAUAAUUUGUUGGUCUGCCUACAUCCUUGAUGUGUUGCCUGAUCCAUGUUGCCGAAGAAAAAUUCAUCUCGAGUUGAUUGACUACACAGUUGAAGAGUUGUCACCGAACUUCAUAAGGUGGGAAAACCUUGAGUUAUUGAUAUUGAAAUGUAGGUCCCUCAAAUCAUUGCCGGUUGGAAUUGGGCAACUUCCAAAACUAAAGGUUCUCGAGGUGUAUAGCGACAAUCACAUAUUAGUUGAUGAUGCUCUACCAUUGGCAAGUAUUGAAAAAUUGGUACUAAAAUGUGCUGUCCUUCAAUAUUUUUCUUCCUUCAACAAAAAGACACAAAAUCUAAAGCACCUAAUUUUAAAGUCCAAGAAAAUACAAGUCCUACCAGAUUGGAUUGGAUCCUCGAGUAAGCUUGAGAAUUUAGAACUAAGAGGCUGCAAAAUUAUGGAGUCAAAGGUUCCUGCUGAUCACUCUAACACUUUGAGAAUUGCAUUCGUGUUUGAGAAUUUGAAGAUCCUCAGUCUUGAUGGUGACCGAAUGAACGUCACCCCUAGCUUCUCUUAUCUCCCUUGCUUGGAGAAGCUGACGCUCACAAAUUGCAAGGAGCUAAUUGAAGUCCAAGAGUCAAUUGGGAGCCUUAAAAAGUUGCAAUUUCUAAAGAUAUCAGGAUGCACCAUGUUGGAGAGACUACCAGACAACAUAUGUGAAUUACGUUCUCUUAAAAGUCUUGAUCUCAAGGGAUGCGUAAACCUUUCAUCUUUGCCUGAACAAUUGGUAGAUCACAUGGAGAUGUUGGAGGAGUUGUGUCUUGAUAGAACAGGAAUUAGAAGCUUACCUAUAAAUUUGAUGGCCAAAUUACAGACUAGUCUACGGAGUCUGUCCAUAAAGAACUGUCAAUCUCUAAAGAGGAAUAUACCUUGGUCACUUACAAGCUGUUUGGAGUCUCUGAGAGAACUUUAUGUCAUAGGCAGCCUUUUCAAAGGAAUGUCUAAUAAUGACUUUUUUGAGUUGAAGUCCACUGGAUCAUUGAGGGCAUCAACAUCUUGGGAGUUCAUGGAUGCAUUACCCAUAUCUUGUUGUGAAUCAGUGCUUAAGCUUUGUUUUACAAACGAGAGAAUUGAAAAGUUGACGGAUUCUAUUGGACGGUUCGAGCAUGUUGAGUCUUUGACACUAAGAUGCAAGAUGUUGAAAGCUCUACCCGAUUCCAUUGGGCAACUGAAAAACCUUGAGGAUUUGACUCUAAACUGUUAUACUAUCACAUUAUUUGACUUGAUAUACUUGUUGGAGAGCCUUGAAAGACUGAAGGUAGAGUGUGUUGAGUUUGUACCUCUACCUUUCUCAUCUACAACACUUGGGACUUCAACAACAGAUCAGAGCAACAAGAGUACUGUGAUGAAGAAAUUAAAGGAGUUGACUCUUUGUGCCAAGCAAAUUACUGUUACGCCAGAUUUCUCUUUUGCCCCUUACUUAGAGAAGUUGACUCUAAGAAAUUGUGAGAUGUUGAUUGAAGUUCAUGACUCGGUCGGGACUCUUGAGAAAUUACGGAAUCUAGAAAUAAAAGGAUGCAACUCAUUGGAGGGACUUCCCUACACCAUAGGUCAUUUAACUUCCCUGAGACACCUUGUUCUUAGUCAGCAUUUCGGCCUCUUCUCUUCACCAGAAAAAUUAUGGGACAUGGAGUUGCUCAAGAACCUUGGUCUUCGUGAAACUGGAAUUAACAGCAUACUGACCUCAAUAGAGAAGCUAACUCAACUGUGGUAUCUAAAAUUAGAGAAGUCCUGUCCCGGCAGGGGCAACUUCAGGGUGUCUAAGUGGGAGAUUUCGAGCUCAUGCUCCGAGUUGGUAACAGCUCUGCCGUCUUCUUUUUUAUGUUCAGUGAAAAGACUUGUCAUCACGGAUGACCAAAUUGAAGCGUUGCCAGACUGUAUAGCACAAAUGCAAAAUUUGGAGUACUUGGAAUUAAAAUGUCAGUUCCUCAAAGCCCUGCCUAAGUGGAUUGGACAAUUGAAACAACUCCGCACCUUUGCAGUGGAGUGCGACAAUAUUCCCAUAUUCAUUGACGAGAUGUGCUCAUGGGAACACAUUGAGAUCUGGUUAAGGGUAAGAUGCCUUCAGUUGAAGGCAGUGACUUCCUCCAUCGAAGAGCUAAAAAAUGUGAAGUUCAUAGAGUUGGAUCUAUCGGAAACUGGAAUUGUGGAACUCCCUCCAUGGCUUGGGUGCUUCGUAAAACUGGAGCGCCUGAAAUUGAGGAAUAUUACUCGAAACAAUGUUCUUCUCUCUGGGCUGUCACAGUUGACAUCAUUGAAAGAGUUGGUCUUGUCAGAAAGCAAUUUCAAGAGCCUUCCUUCAUGUAUAAGCAGCUUCUCUAGACUUGAAAUGCUUAAUGUAUCCGGAUGCAAGCUGCUUCACACUAUCCCUCACCUUUCCUCCUCUGUUCUAUGGCAGCUUGACGCUUCCAACUGCACCAAUUUGAAAUGCUUACCAGACUUUGCAAAUUUGCAAUCCCUAAGGGAAUUAUCUCUUGGAGGCUGCAACUCGCUCGAAUGCAUUCCUGGCUUUGAAACCAUUGCAGAAAAUAUUGAGGGUUUGGAAUUGCCAGGGCCAAGUGGUGGGAUACAGUGCAGCAACCUUAGCAAUGAUUUCAAGAACAAAGUGUUUAGGAGACCACUCUUUCGAAAUUUAUGGAGAUUCAAAAUGGGAGGGAAUCUCAUUGCUGGGCCUCACAGCGGUCAGCAAAGCAUGUCUUUCUUGUUUCCAGACGUGAGAUUUAACAUUGGGAAAAGGUGCCGGUCACUAGAGCUGAUUUUAGAUGGCAUGAUCUCAUCGGUAGUAGACAUGGCAGUGGUCAUGGAAGACGACCAUGUCCUCUUUGAGACGAGGCUCGCAGAAGAUGACUUUGAUAGUGAUGAUGGAGUCUCCAAAACCUUUUCUUUUAUUGGACGAGAUCAGGAGAUACUAAAGCAUUUAAAGAAAGGGUAUGGAACAUUACUCGUAUCGACGGAUGUGUCAAAGCUGUCCAGAGUUGAACUACAAGCAACCUAUCUGUAA